This is a messenger RNA of Sesamum indicum (sesame), 1495 nucleotides long. Its product is annotated as AP2/B3-like transcriptional factor family protein. Gene Ontology annotation, molecular function: DNA binding. The record is from RefSeq and is a predicted model, not a curated record. Lineage: Eukaryota; Viridiplantae; Streptophyta; Magnoliopsida; Lamiales; Pedaliaceae.
AAAAAUAUCCCACUGAAUGUUUCUGGCUUGUAUACUAAAAUAGCAGUGUACUACGCCAAAGCUUGUAGUUGGGUGAAGUUUGAAUUUGAAAUCUUGAAAGUGGGUCCCCACCAAAGGGUUUUGGGAGGGAAAAUUAGAAGAUGGAAGGGAAGGGUUAUUACAAGAGUACAGACCACAUCGAUUUAUUCCAACGGUCUUUUCCCACUCUUCUCCCAUCAAUUUCCUCCUCCUUUGCUCUUCUUCCGUUCUUGCACAAUCGCAAACAAAAAACCCAUCAAGAACAACUUCAAUUUCAGAAGAAAAAACAAAAAAGGAGAAGUUAAAAUUUGCAUUCCCAGAAAGUGAAAAAGAGAAGAAAAAAAUGGUGGUGGCGAAGAAAUCAGCGUACGAAGCGAGCAGGCAGAAGAGGCUGGAGGAGAACAAGAAGAGAAUGGAAGAACUCAAUCUCAACAAGCUUGCUCAAGCUCUACGCACUCCCAGCCCUUCACCUAUGAAGAAGGUGAAGCCGAAGGUUCCGAAAAUGCCUCUGGACCCCUCUGCCAUCCGGCGGUCGAGUCGGGUUGCGGAUUUGCCUCCCCGCAGCUACAAAGAAGUUCCAAUUGAACCUAUGGGGAAGCCAAGGAGUUAUCAAAGAAGGGAUUUGUUGAACAGAGUGUACGCCUCAUAUGAAGAUAGGCAGUAUGCUAUACAGCGGGCCCAGGAACUCCAAUCAGGUUUAGAUCAAGAUAUUCCGAGCUUUGUAAAGCCCAUGCUUCAAUCACAUGUUACUGGUGGAUUUUGGCUGGGUCUUCCAGUCCAGUUUUGCAAGACACAUCUUCCAAGUCGUGAUGUAAUUAUCAAUUUAGUUGAUGAGCAAGGAGAAGAAUCUCCAACAAAGUAUCUUGCUUUGAAGACGGGUCUGAGUGGCGGGUGGAGAGGCUUUGCCAUUGAUCAUGAGCUAGUUGAUGGGGACACCGCCGUUUUUCAGUUAGUUGAACCAACAACCUUCAAGGUUUACAUCAUAAGGGUAAAUGAACCUGGAGAAAGCAGCAACUGACAUUUUUACUUUAUACUACCAGGUUGAUCGGAGGAUACCUCAAUCAGAUAUCUAACUCAUAGGCAAUGCUUUUGGUACCGGCCACAUUUUGACUAGUGCAGAAGCUUACUCAUCUUGGCAGGAAGAAGCUCCUCUGCUUGUAGAUUUAUUGCCACCGGAAAGCUUCUGCCAUGAUCAUUCUUAGCAAAUUAUUGUCAAUAUGCAAUAGGAAGAAACUACUCUGCACCAAACUAGAAGUCUGCACCUUGAAAUUGGAUAGUGUGUGUGACAAUGUAGUUUAAAGCAUGUUGCUUAUUCCUGCUAAUGACACCAAAAAUUUUCAUGGCUUCAAAUGGCAUAGUGAAUGAUUGCUGGAAUCAAAUAGUUCGAACAAAGAACCUAAAACAUAAUGCCAUGGUUUUCUCUCAUCUAAAUCAUAGAUCCAAGCACAGAGUGACAGAUUGGCAAGCUGAAAUUUCA